UUCCCCGGACGUGCCGGUACGCUCCGCCGCCCCGGGCACCGACGGGCACCGGAGCCGGCCAUGCCGCCUUUACCGUUGCUCCCCCCGUUGCUCCUGCUUUUUCUGCGCCUCCUCCGCGCCGAGCCCCUCGCCUACCCCGCCGUGAUUUCCCCCCAAGACCCCACCCUGCUGAUCGGCUCCUCGCUGGUCGCCACGUGCACGGUCAGCCCGGACUUUCACCUGAAAGCCGAGGACCUGUACUGGACGCUGAACGGCCGGCGCCUGCCCGCCGCCUCCUACGCGGCGCUGGGCCCCACCACGCUCAGCGUGGCCCUCGCCCACCUCAACGGCUCCAAGCAGCAGUCGGGGGACAACCUGGUGUGUCACAGCAGAGACGGCGGCAUCUUGGCCGGCUCCUGCCUUUACGUUGGACUACCCCCAGAAAAACCAGUCAACAUCACCUGCUGGUCCAAAAACAUGAAGGACCUCACCUGCAAAUGGGCACCGGGGACGGAAGGGGAGACCUUCCUGCACACCAACUACACCCUCAAGUACAAGCUCAGGUGGUACGGCCGAGACAACACGUGCCAGGAGUACCACACGGCCGGGCCCUACUCCUGCCACAUCCCCAAGGACCUGGCCCUCUUCACGCCCUACGAGAUCUGGGUGGAGGCGUCCAACCGGCUGGGGGUGGCCGUCUCCGACGUCGUCAUGCUGGACAUCCUCGACGUGGUCACCACGGACCCGCCGCCGGACGUGCAUGUCAGCCGGGUGGGCGACCUGGAGGACCAGCUCAGCGUGCGCUGGAGCUCUCCCCCAGCCCUCAAGGAUUUUCUCUUCCAAGCCAAGUACCAGAUCCAGUACCGGGUGGAGGACAGCUCGGAGUGGAAGGUGGUGGACGACGUGGGCAACCAGACGUCGUGCCGCCUCGCCGGCCUCCGCCCCGGCACCGUCUACUUCGUCCAGGUGCGUUGUAAUCCCUUCGGGAUCUAUGGCUCCAAAAAAGCCGGCAUCUGGAGCGACUGGAGCAACCCCACCGCCGCCUCCACCCCACGCAGCGAGCGAGCGGUGGGGGGCUGCGACGCCAAAGGAGGGGAGCAGAACACGACGCUGCGGCGGGAGCUGAAGCAGUUUUUCGGGUGGGUGAAGAAACACGCUUACGGCUGCUCCAACCUCGGCAUCAAGCUCUACGACCAGUGGCGCGUGUGGCUGCAGAAAUCGCACAAAACACGCAACCAGGUAGGUUCUUCCCGGCGAUAAGUUGUAGCCCCCGGGGGACUGAGCGCCGGCAGGAUGACAUGGGGCGCCCGGCGCCCACCCAGGACCACCCGCGCCUGCCCCGGCCCCGCCGGGGGGGAGCAGGAAGGCGGCCAGGGCGAAACGCAGCCCCGCAGCCCCCGGGGAUGGGAUGGGGUGAAGCGGGGGGGGGCAGGCUGGGCCAGCUCCGGGAGCCUCUCGCGUGUCGCUGGCCCCGUGGGACUGCGGCCCCCGGCCCCACCGCUCGCACCCCGGGGCAGCGAGGGGACCCCCCAGCCUCACUCGGCCGGGGUGGGCACAGAGGUUUUGCUCCUUAAUCACCAACCGGAGAAGCCUCUGGGAUGAAAGGGGCAGUGGGGGCUUCCCGGGUGUCCCCCCACCCUCGGCACAGUCUCCACCUCUACCACCCUGGGAAGUGAUUUUGGCUCUUUUCUCCCCGAGGACCCACGUGCGAGUGCAUGAGGGGGGGUCCAUCCCCAGGGAGCCACACGGGCUGGUUUGAGGCUGCUGGGGUUUGCCCAGUGCCUGCUCCAAUUUUGAUUCAAACCAGCCUUAUUUUGGUUCCAUUUCAGUCAAUUAGGAACAGAUUUAAGCUUAAUGCCAAUAAACCUCUGAAACCCCACCGGGGUCUGCGUCAGCGGAGCGGCAGCAGCGUGCGGGGACGGGGAUGCAGCGGGCAGCCAAAAGGGACCUGUGUCCCUUGUCACCCCAUCCUGGGGC
Messenger RNA from Tyto alba (common barn owl), 1956 nucleotides. RefSeq names its product cytokine receptor like factor 1 (gene CRLF1). Gene Ontology annotation, molecular function: cytokine receptor activity; protein binding. The transcript is spliced from 8 exons. Gene Ontology annotation, cellular component: external side of plasma membrane. NCBI's taxonomy places the organism in Eukaryota, Metazoa, Chordata, Aves, Strigiformes, Tytonidae. Gene Ontology annotation, biological process: cytokine-mediated signaling pathway. The coding region runs from base 61 to 1239 and encodes 392 amino acids. The record is from RefSeq and is a predicted model, not a curated record.